Messenger RNA from Cryptomeria japonica (Japanese cedar), 2436 nucleotides. Its product is annotated as G-type lectin S-receptor-like serine/threonine-protein kinase At2g19130. Gene Ontology annotation, biological process: recognition of pollen; protein phosphorylation. The record is from RefSeq and is a predicted model, not a curated record. The coding region runs from base 1 to 2436 and encodes 811 amino acids. Gene Ontology annotation, molecular function: protein serine/threonine kinase activity; ATP binding. Lineage: Eukaryota; Viridiplantae; Streptophyta; Pinopsida; Cupressales; Cupressaceae. The transcript is spliced from 5 exons.
AUGGGUGGGACUCCUCAGGGUGGUGAAGGGAUUGAGAUGUCAGACAAGGGUGACAUUGAGACUCCUCGGGGUGGUGAAGGGAUUGGGAUGUCAGACAAGGGCACAGGCAGUAUGAAUAGAAGACUUUAUCCCUUACAUAACCACUUUAACACGGCACAAGCUUGCUGUCUACGAAAAUCAAUAAUACCUGAAAUGAGAAGGGUGGGUUUUUUAGCAGGACCGGCAUAUAUGAUCUCCGCGCUUAGCGUGCUAAUUAUAAUUUGCUACGGUGACGGGUUAUCUACCGGUACUGGUAGCAGAGACUCUCUUUCCUUGGGCGCAUCGCUUAUUGGAAAUCAGACUAUAACCUCGAAGAACGGCAUGUUUGAAUUGGGAAUUUUCAGCCCAAAUGGAAGCAAUAACUGGUAUCUCGGCAUCUGGUAUGCCAACAUACCAGAAAAGAUGGUCGUUUGGGUGGCUAAUAGGGAGAAUCCGGGGAAACACAGGCCUGGCGUUCUGAAACUCUCAAAAGGAGGUACUCUGGGACUGUUUGAUGCAGGAGGCAUGUCUCUUUGGUCUGCCAACGUAUCGUACAAGCGCUCGCGGGCUGUGCUAUUAGAUUCUGGUAACUUUUUGAUGCUUAGCGAUGACAAUAAAUCUGAGACUGUUUGGCAGAGCUUUGACUAUCCUGUGGAUACUAUGUUGCCCGGCAUGUGGUUCGGUGGACAGGAAAAGCUAGUCUGUUGGAAAAACUCUAUGGAUCCCGCACCUGGGCUUUUGUCCUUUCAUUUGGAUCCAUCUGGGGCUAAACAAUUCGUGCUAACUUGGAACAAUUCUGUCCAGUUUUGGGAGAGUGGAAAUUGGGACAACAAAACUUUCAGUGGAAUGCCAGAAAAUCCAAACCGAGACCGCUUCAAUGUCAGCUUUAAAAGUUCUAGUUCUGGUUUUUAUUUCAGUUACGAAUUGCAGACAGGGAUCCCAAGUUUAAUCAAAAUUAAUUCCGGAGGAAUACAAGAAUUUGCUUUGUAUGAUAACACUAAAUGGAUCAUGGUGGAGAUUCGCCCCAGAGAUCAAUGCGCUGCACAUGGUUUUUGUGGCCCUUACGGAAGCUGCAACUCCAACAAUCUUGAGUUCUGCAGCUGUGUGGAAGGCUUCAUCCCGGCAGACAAGCGCGCCAGGGAUUCGCAAGACUGGUCGUCAAGUGGCUGUGUUCCGCAGAGCCCGUUAAACUGCGUUACCAAAAAAGGUAGCACCGACGAAUUUAUCGAGGCUGGUGUAACGUUGCCUGAUGAUUCAGCUUCUUCAUACUCUGCACCCAACAAGGGAGACUGCCAGAAAGCCUGCCUCCGCAACUGCUCCUGCACUGCGUUUGCUUUCAAUUCUCCUUCCGGACGCUGCCAAAUCUGGUCUGGAGAUUUGCUAAACAUGAACAACUCUCCAUCAAAUAGAAGAGGGAACGUCUCCAUUCGAGUAGCUGCCUUCAAAGUUCCAAAGCAUAAAAAAUGGUCCUCCUCCCAACUGAAAACCAUAAUUAUAGUGAGUGCUCUUGCUCUUGCCGUUGCUUUGAGUAUCAUUUCAUUUUUAAUGUGGCAAAGGUGUCGACUUCGACCACCGAAGGAGACUUGUGCAGUUUCCUCAGAGUAUUUUCUUAGAAUGUUUAGUUACAUAGAGUUGAAGAUUGCAACAAGGAAUUUCAGGUCUAAGUUGGGGAGCGGAGGAUUCGGUUCAGUGUUCAAAGGAUGUCUAACAGACGGUACACUUGUAGCCGUAAAGAAAUUGAAUUCCAGUUCAAGACAACAUGAUAAGCAAUUCCGAGCGGAAAUCAGUUCUCUUGGUAGCAUACAACAUGCAAAUUUGAUCAGACUUCGAGGGUUUUGUGCAGAAGGAUCCAAACGCUUACUGGUUUAUGAUUACAUGCCUAAUGGCUCUCUAAAUUCCCUACUGUUCACUAAUAAUUCCAAAAGUAAACCGAAGGUACUCGACUGGAAGACCCGCUUCCAGAUCGCUUUAGGCACUGCGCGAGAUUUUGGGCUGGCAAAGCUUGUGGGUAGAGAUUUCAGCCGUGUAUUGACCACAACGAGAGGAACGAGAGGAAGUCCGGAUUUAAGUGUUCAAGAUUCAAGUCAGUAUUACUUUCCUGCAUGGGCUGCAGCUCAAAUUUACGAGGGGAAGAUGAUUAAUAUUGUGGACGAAAGAGUUGCAGCGGAGGCAGAUGUUGAAGAGGUGAGAAGAGCAGGCAUCGUAGGGUUGUUAUGCAUAGAAAGGGAGGAGGAGAGGAGGCCAAGCAUGGAGCAAGUGUUGGGGAUGCUGGAAGGGAAGAUGGAGCCUCAAACUCCACAAAUGCUGAGUUGUGCAGUCAGGGAAACACAAGCGUAUCGAAGCAACACUGAUAGCGAUAGCAACGACAGUGUUGGGGAUGCAUUCAUUUAUGACAAAGUCAAGUCCGAAGAAAAUUAG